This is a messenger RNA of Chara braunii, 2767 nucleotides long. The record is from the annotation of a GenBank genome assembly. Lineage: Eukaryota; Viridiplantae; Streptophyta; Charophyceae; Charales; Characeae.
GAGAGAGAGAGAGAGAGAGAGAGAGAGAGAGAGAGAGAGAGAGAGAGAGAGAGAGAGAGAGAGAGAGGGAGGGAGGGAGGGAGGGAGGGAGGGAGCGGUGUUGUCUGGUUAGUGGAGAGCUCAAGGAUGGAGUCGUCAAUGGAUGGUGAGAGUGGGAAAGGUGUUCGGGGUGAAGAUACCCACGAGGCAACAGAAGGAAGUUUGGAAAAUGGGCGAAGAACUACGGGGCAACCGUCUCAAGAUGCAACAGGGGAGGCUGCCACGGAUAAAGAUAGAGAAGGACAGCUUGCAGAGGGAAGUACUCCAGAAAAGAAGGAAGGGAUGACUAAAAAUUUGGAUGACGACGACGAAGACGGAGAGAGGGCUGAGCUGAUACUGUUCCAGGUUAAGGAAUGUUACGUGUAUAAGAUCCCACCUCGAAAGUCGAACCUAUCCUAUCGUGCUGAUGAAUGGGACAUCAACAAGUGGACAUGGCAAGGGGCAAUGCGUAUCGUAUCGAAGGGUACCGAAUGUUCGAUACGGUUGGAGGACCCAAUCUCAGGAGAACUGUUUGCCCAGGCACCGGUGCGGGCGACUGAUCCUUUUCCUGUUGAAGGAGUCGUGGACAGUAGUCGCUUCUUUGUUCUGAGGGUCGAAGACUCGUCCGGUCCUCAUGUGCGGCACGCUUUUGUAGGUUUGGGGUUUCGGGAACGCACGCAAGCCUACGACUUCAAUGCUGCGCUUCAAGAUCACCUCAAAUACGUCAACCGCAAGAAAGAAGCAGAGGAAGUAGCUGAAGAGUACAAACACAAGCCCUCUGCAGAUUACAGCCUCAAAGAAGGGCAGACACUUCGGUUGGAAAUCCGUACCUCCUUGUCCCCUGGUGCAAAGGCCAAGUUGUCGGCUGAUGGAACCCCGAUGAAAUUGCUGACCCGCGGAAGCAUGCUUUUUUCCGAUCAACGGACAACUGAUGUGAAGGGUGCUGCUGCCGCUGGUGCCGGUGGUGCCGCUGGUGCCGCUGGUGCUUCCAGUGCUGGGAUAGCUUUACCAUCACUUCCCCCACCUCCAAAACCCGGAGAAUAUAUUCGCCGGCCUUCACUGGAGGGUCUUGGCUCAGCUGCAAGCAAGACAUCAGCGGGAGCUUCUCCUUCAAUCCUUCAUCUGAUAAUUCCCCCACCACACACUCCUGCAAGGAUGGUGACCUCUCCACCACCGGUAGCGGCAGCUGCCUCACCUGUUUCUGACAGGCCAUCACCGGUUGUCAGUUCAGAUCCAAGUCCAGAUGAUGAGGAUUUUGGGGACUUCCAGACUGCGUGAUCUAUGGAGCUCGUCGGAUGACAGGCGUGUUUUGAGGUACGGAUGGUGAUCCAUGUAGAGAGAGGUGGGCUUGAGGAGCUUGGUUCCUCUGCUGUGUUAGUAGUAGGUGACCGGCUCUGCCGCUUCCGUGGUAGUCAAGGCACCUUGUGUGCCUCUUGGUGUGAUCUUGGCCGUGAUGGAAGCUGUGUUGCUUGUGUGAUUUUGUACCUUUGACAUGAUGCCAAGGCUACAGGUAGAGGAGCUUAUGUGCCCCUUGGCGAUCAUCACCAGGAUAGCAUCUACAUCUCUGUUGUGAUGUCCCACGAUGAUGGCCGAAGCCUACAGGUAGCGGCUGCCUUACGUGCACCUUGGGCAAUCUUGGCCAUGAUGGAAGCUGUGUGUUCGUUAUGUGAUUUCCCACCCUUGCGAUGAUGCCAAGGCUACAGGUAGGGGGCCCUUAUGUGCCCCUUAGCGUCUUCCUGUCGAUGGCAGCCGUGUUUGUGUGCUCUUGCACCAUCAUGAUCAUGCUAAGGAUGGGAAAUCUAGACCUUUCUAGAGAGAAAAAUUAUAGGUAGAACUUUGUACGAGACAGGCAGGUUCGGUAGAGCGUUUCUGUGAAUAUUCCGUGAGCGGCGCACUGACAAAAAGAGAGUAGUAAUGUAUGAGUCAUUUUAUGAAUCGCCUUAGUGUGCUUAUGUGUCCGACCACAGGAGUCUUAGGCCCAGCGUUUACACUACACGACUCUUUCAACCGAAUCCGGGUGUGAUUGUAGCCAGAUGCAUCCUAGAAAGUCCUUGUCUGAAUCUGGGAGUGAGUAGGUGCAUAUCAUGUUCUCCCAUCCUUCAUUUUUCCCAUUUUCCUUCCUCGAAAUACAUACGGAGUCCGUUUGGUGCGUAGCAGACGUUCCUCGCGUCAGUUGUCUAGCUCGUGAAAAAAUGUUGUUGUCAACUUGCCACCCUCCGCGUUAUCGAUUUUUUAACAGACUUAGUUUUGUUCGUUUUGAAGGUUUUUUUUAUGCCUUGCUUUAUUGCAAUGAGCUUGAUAUAAUAUGGGAGAGCCAUUAAGUGGCAUGAAACAUGGUGUUGUUAUAGAGCAGACUGCUACAGUAUUGAGAUGAUUUCCUCUAGGUAUUGAGAUUGUCUCGUCUAUAGGUAUCAGCCGAAAAUAGCAGCCUUCAGUUCAGGGCAGUCAAUUGAAGGGAUACGAAUCUUAGUCAAGCGAUCUAUAAAGACUUUGGAAGAGUUUGAGGCUCCUCAGCGCGAUCUGGCACAAGGGAGAUUCAUCAUCAAUCCUGCCAUUCGCGUCAGUCGCCCGCAUGUUCUAUGCUGUCGGUCAUCGUACUCGGCUCCCCUUCCCCUUCCUUCUUCUUCGCCACUGCCCACUUUGUGUUGUCUUUUACCCAUCGCCUGGCUGCAGUGGCAGUGGCUUAGGAGUUAGGACUACAAUACCCCGUUUAGUAACUUUCACAGAGACGGAGUAAUGUGCUCAGCGA